GAACGGGACGCAUCCCAAUCCCCUUCUCCCUCUCUCCUAUAUAACCACCUCGCCCCCGCUCGCGCGAUGGAUCGUCAGCGAGCUCACUCCCGGCAUCACCCGUCGAUCGAUCGAUCGGAGCUGCAUGCAUUCGAUCAGCAUCAGCUGGUAGGUAGCUAGAGCUUCUUAGCUACUCCAUAGCUAUAGCAUGAGCUGCAACGGGUGCCGCGUGCUGCGGAAGGGGUGCAGCGACGCGUGCGUGCUGCGGCCCAGCAUCGAGUGGAUCGACGGCGCCCAGCCGCAGGCCAACGCCACCGUCUUCGUCGCCAAGUUCUUCGGCCGCGCCGGCCUCGUCGCCUCCCUCGCCGCCGUCCCUCUCCACCACCGCCCUGCGCUGUUCCAGUCGCUUCUAUACGAGGCGUGCGGUCGGACGAUCAACCCGGUGAGCGGCGCCAUCGGGCUCAUGUGGACGGGCAACUGGGACCUCUGCCAGGCCGCCGCCGACGCCGUCCUCCGCGGCGACUCCCUCAGCGCGCUCUCCGCCGUGCCCGCCGCAUUCACCGACCGCGACAUGGCCGGCCUCUACGGCAACGUCGGCGGCGCGUCCUCCUCCUCCUCGCCCGCGGCGGAGAACUCCUCGGCCUCCGCACCGGGCGGGCCCCGGAGGAAGCGAGCCAGGAACAACGGCGCCGGCGAGCGCGGACACCAGCAGCAGGCCGCCGAUCAUCAUCGCCAGCUGCCGCCCGCGGUGCUGCUGCAGUCGUGCGAGCUGGACCUCUGCCUCACGCCGGUCUCGCCGCUGUCGGCCGGCGGCGGGGGGCGGGCGCAGCUGGCAGCUGGCGGCGCCGGCGCGUCGGACGAGCACUCGACGACGACGUGCGAGGAAGCCAGCGGCGACGCCGACGCCGGGGCGCCCACGCUGCUGAAUCUCUUCAGCUGAUCGAUCGAGCAUGCAGGUGCUGCACGUACCUAGCUGGACGUAAUUGUAAGCUAGCUAGCUAAGCUUGUAACAACUGUGCAGAGAGAGAGAGAGAGAGAGAGGUGUGGGGGGGGGGGGCGAUUAAUUAGUUGCAUCUGUGUCGAUUAGUUAAGCCUUUUUGGUCGUUGUGCAACUAAAUUGGUUUUGUAGUGAUCGACGACGGCGCUGCAAACAGUUAACUUAAAAUCUAUCCAGCGCAUAGCACUGUUCUGUCUUAUUACAAGA
Molecule: messenger RNA, 1183 nt
Organism: Oryza brachyantha (malo sina)
Lineage: Eukaryota; Viridiplantae; Streptophyta; Magnoliopsida; Poales; Poaceae
Product: LOB domain-containing protein 37-like
Exons: 2
Coding region: 188-919 (243 amino acids)
Biological process (GO): regulation of gene expression
Source: RefSeq, a predicted model, not a curated record